AUGAGCGUGGAGGAGGAGCUGCAGCUGCAGGAGUGGCUGCUGCAGCACUUGGACUCCCAGCCGCUGCAGAGGCAGCAGCCUCCCCACUCUGCGCCUGCUGGCCAGCAGCAACAGCAGCAGCAGCAGCAGCAGCAGCAGCAGCAGGAACAACAAACUUGGGAGCUGCAGGCAAAAGAGGAAGUCGGCCCUAAACAAGGGCCUCAGCCGCUUCAGCAGGACUCUCCGUCGCAACAGCAGCAGCAGCCUCUUGAAGAGCAGCAGCAGCAGCAGCAGUUGCAGCAGCUGGAGAAGCAUCGGAAUCCUAACAAGGAGAGCAAGCAGCAGCAGCAGCAGCAGCAGCAGCAGCAGCAGCAGCGCCAAAGACCGCAUGCGAAAAGCGCAAAAUGCCAUUUUCCGCGUUCUGUGCUGCUGCAGCGGCUGGAAAGCCACUUGCAGUUCAUUACUCAGUUGCAGUCCGUGCAGCAGCAGCAGCAGCAGCAAAAGCGGCAGCAGCAAGAGCAGCAGCAAGAGCAGCAGCAAGAGCAGCAGCUUCAAGACACACAUAAAGCUGAGCUGCAGAAGCACUCUAGGCCCCCUCCGCAGCAGCAGCAGCAGCAGAGUGCAGCACGGGAGGCGUCAGAGCCACAAAAGGUCGAAGCUGCGCUGCAGCCGCAGCAGCAGCAGCAGCAGCAGCAGCAGCAGCAGCAGCAGCAAAAUGAGCAGCAGCAGACUUGCUUGAAGCCUGCUGUUGGUGCUGCUGCUCCUGCUGCUGACCCUGGAAGCUUGUGGGAGGCCUUGCUGGUUGAAACAGAGAAGCAAGCCUCUGCUGCUGUUGCUGCUGCUGCUGCUACUGCUGCUGCUGCUCGUCGCAGGUCUUUGCCCUCUUGCCAGCCAAGUGCUGCUCGCGCUGCAGCAGCAACAGCAGCAGCAGCAGCAGCAGCAGCAGCAGCAGCAGCAAAAACACCGAAAUCAGCAAAGCCGCCUCUCCCGCGAGCUCGCAGCGGCGACGCGCAUAGCCUGCGCCAGCCGCAAACACGUGCUGCUGCUGCUGCUGCUGCUGCUGCUGCACGAGCACCUGCUGCAGCAGCAGCCGCUGCUGCAGCUGGUCUUCCUAACUCUGCUUCUCGAAACAAUGAAGGACGCGGCCUUGCUCGUAGCUGCAGCAACUGCAGCAGCACCCGAAGCAGCAGCGUGCGCUGCAGCAGCAGCAGCAGCAGCAGCAAAACUUGCCUCUCCGCUGCAAAACGAAACUCAGAAAUUAAGGCCCCUGCUGCUGCUGCUGCUGUUGGUGCUGCAUGCGUUGCUGCUGCUGCUCGCGCUGCUGCAACUCGCGCUGCUGCUACUCGCGCUGCUGCGACGCGCAAAAGCCCUAAGUCCCAAACGCAAAAACUAACAGCAGCAGCUGCAGCAGCUUUUGCUGCUGCAGCAACUGCAGCAGCAACGGCAGAAGCAGCAGCAGAGCUCGAGGCGUCGGCACUAACAACACCUGCCACAAGAGCUACAACCCCUGCAACAACACCUGUGGGGCCGCGGGCAGCAAAAGCAGCAGCAGCAGCUGCUGCUGCUGCUGCAGCAGCAGGCUCGCCGAUGCCCGUUUGCCGGAAGCGACUGCAGCAGCAACAGCCAGCAGCAGCAGCAGCAGCAAAAACGACAGCAGCAGCACUUCCUACUAGUCAACAUUCUGCUGCCUGCGCCACCCAGCGGCUGCAGCGGAACCAGAGGAUGCUGUGCAAGCAGCAGCAACAGCACGAGCAGCAGCAGCAGCACAAGCAGCAGCAGCAGCAGCAGCAUCUUCACGGACAGCAGCAGCGCAAACAGCAGCAGCAGCAGCAACAGGGCCGCGCGCUUUCCCGCUGCUGCUGCACGAUUUGCUGCGAAGUGACGGCAGCCAGCGACUGGGCCUUUGCUGCAGGGCAGCAGCAACAUCCUGCAGGCAGCGCCUGCAGCAACCAGCGGCAGCAGCAGCAGCAGCAGCAGCAGCAGCAGCAGCAGACGCAAAAGGCUACGGCAGAGGCAGCCACGCCCACUGCAGUUGCUGCAGGCACUGCAGCAACUGCAACAGCAGCCCGAGGCCGCUGCAGCUGCCGCUGCUUGGGCGGCUCUUCUGCUGUUCCGGUUCCCCUUCAUGCUGCUGCUGACGCUGCUGCUGCUUCUGAUGCUGCUGCUGCUGCUGCUGCUGCUGCUGCGCAUGCAUCCCACGUAGACUGCAGCGUCUCUGAUGGCUCGCUGAGAAGCAUAGAGGAGGCAACUCCUCCCCAUUCACAAGGCCUUCAAGAGUGGCAUUUAGCUGCUGCUGCUGCUGCUGCUGCUGCAGGGGGCAGGCCGCAGCAACAAGCAGCAGCAGCAGCGCCUGCAGCAGCAGCAGCAGCAGCAGCGCCCACUGCACAAGCAGCUGCAGGCGAUCGACUGCCGCUUCAGCAGCAGCAAAACUUGGGGAACGCUCAGAAGCCUCUCAGCGGCCAUUCGGCAGUCAACUGUUACACUGCAGCAACAGAAGCAGCAGCAGAAGCAGCAGCAGCUGCUGCUGCUGCUGCUGGCUGCCGGUCAGGGGCAUGCCGCCACCAGCAGCAGCAGAAGCAGCAGCAGCGGCGAAGGGGCCGUUGUAGAGACAUCUCGGAGGCUGCAGGCGCUGCAGCAGGCCCGCAACACUUUGCUGCUGCUGCAGGCCAUUUUGGCCAGCCUUUUGCUGCUGCAGCAGGAGGCGAAGAGUGCCAGCAGCAGCAAAGUCUGCACGAUCACAGGAAGCAACAAAGUAGCCACAGAAAACACAUUGUGCUGCUGAUGCAUGCUGCUGCAGCAGAUAGCAGCAACAGCAGCAACGCUGCGAACCCCACGGGCCGUCGUUCUCUGGCCUCUGGGGCUGCCGCAGCAGCAGCAGCAGCAGCAGCAGCAGCAGUAGCAGCAACACCAGUAGCGGCGGCAGCAACAGCAGACACCUCCCUUGUCAGCGAACUAGUCAGCCCCAAAAGAUGCUGUGCAUCGCUACGUGAGGACUUCCAGCAGCAGCAGCAGCAGCAGCAGCAGCAGCAUGAGCACCUGUGGCAGCAAAAGCAGCAGCAAGAGUGGCUGCACAUGGAGCACGAGGCCAUCCCCGAGCGCUCCCCUGCCCCCGCCCCUUUGCUGCUGCGUCAGGGUUUGCAGCAGCACUUGGAAGAGCAGCAGCAGCAGCAGCGGCAGCAUUUGCAGCGAGAUCUGCAUUCGCAGCAGCAGCAGCAGCUGCUGCUGCUGGAGCAGCGGCACUUGCAGCGGCAGCACUGCGCCCACGAGGAGGAGCAGCAGCCGCAGCAGGAGGUGCAGCAGCAAGCAGCAAGUGCAGCACGACGGCUCACCUGCUACUCGCAUACGCCGUGGGAAGAGUUCCUGCAGCAGCAGCAGCAGCAGCAGCAGCAACUUCUGCAGCACGAACAGCAGCAACAGCCGCAGCAGCAGCAGCAACCGGUUUCGCCAUGGCUUUUCGAAAAGCAGCAGCGGCAAAUGCUGCUGCACCAAGGCCACGCACUUGCGCAGCAGCAGCAGCACUUGUGCUCGCUGGGUCCGGGCCUGCAGCAGCAGGCUGGACUGCAGCAGGUGCAGCAGAAGCUGCAGCAGCAGCUGCACCAGCAAGUGCAGCAGCAAGUGCAGCAGCAAGUGCAGCAGCAAGUGCAGCAUGAACAGGUCAUCUGCCAGCAACAUGGCUGCUGCGCUGCACAUAAAGCAGCUUUGGGAUCUGUACAAAGCAGCGCAGCUGUUUCUUAUGUGCCGGCAGAUCAGUAUAAGGAACAGCAAAUGAGGCUGCAGCAGCAGCAGCUGCAGCAGCAGCAGCAGCUGCAGCAGCAGCAGCAGCAGCGAAUGCCGCAAGAGCAGCAGCUCCAGGUGCAGCCGCACCGCUGCUGCACCCGAAUCUAUCGAGCGCCCCCUGUGGGUUGUAGUUCUGAUGAAAUACAGCAGCAGCUGCUGCAGCAACAGCAGCUGCAGCAAAUGCAGCAGCUUCCUGUGCAGCAGCUCCGCUGCUGCAGCACAACGUGCAGAGCAUCUCCUGCGCGCAAUGUGGAUGAGUCUCAGCAGCAGCAGCAGCACUGCCAGCAGCACCAGCAGCAGCAGCAACCGAAGGUAUGCGUUGCUGCCUCCGGCGUUCCACAGUACUCUGUGCCUUCAGAGCCGCAGCAGCAGCAGCAGCAGCAGCAGCAACAGCCGCAGCAGCAGGAACAGUGCGUGUGGGAGCCGCAGCAGCCUUCCUUCGGGCUUGCAGAUCCAUCAGCUGGCACUCCAGCCCUGCUGACGCUACUGCAGCAAAUACAUGCGGGGCAGCAGCAGCUGCAGCAGCAGCUGCUGAAGGAAAAAGAGCCGCUUGAGUCAGGGGGCCACAUAGCUGGCAGCUGCAGCGCCGUGUCUUUGGCGCCGCUGCUGUCAGCUGCUGCUGCAGUGGACCAGACCAUUGGUGUACAUGCUGAUGGCGUUGCGGUGACCCAGCUGCAGCAGCAGCAGCAGCCUGCAGCUCAGCUGCAGCAGCAGCACCAGCCUGCAGCUCAGCUGCAGCAGCAGCAGCAGCCUGCAGCUCAGCUGCAGCAGCAAGUGCAGCACCAAAUGCUGCAAGCGUGGGAGGCCAAAGAAGCGCCAGAAAUGCACUGGCGCUACUGGGGAGAAGAUCAGCAGCACGUGCUGCUGCAGCAGCACCACGUGCUGCAGCAGCAGCAGCAGCAGCCAGGAGUCAUGCGACUGCUGCAGGUGGCAGCAGCAGGCAGCCGUCAACUCAGGGAAACCAUUGUGGGAGAUGCUGUUCCUUGA
This is a messenger RNA of Eimeria necatrix, 4743 nucleotides long. RefSeq lists its product as hypothetical. Lineage: Eukaryota; Apicomplexa; Conoidasida; Eucoccidiorida; Eimeriidae. The coding region runs from base 1 to 4743 and encodes 1580 amino acids. The transcript has a single exon. The record is from RefSeq and is a predicted model, not a curated record.